Soboliphyme baturini is the source of this 279-nucleotide messenger RNA. NCBI's taxonomy places the organism in Eukaryota, Metazoa, Nematoda, Enoplea, Dioctophymatida, Soboliphymatidae. The record is from the annotation of a GenBank genome assembly.
AUGCGACUCUUUCACGUCGUUCUCUCGCUGGUUGUUCUUCGUUCUAGCCUUCGCUCGUUCGUUGGUCGUCGUCGUCGUCGUAUUUCGUUCGUUUUAGCAGAACAUCAACAGAUAACGGACUGCGUGAAAUUUAUUACGGCGGCACGCUCCGGCAAAAAGCGAGAACCAAGCCUCCCACAGAGCGACGACUGGCCACAUUAUGCAUCACGUGCCCUGAUCUCUGGUGCUGAUUGGUUAACCGAGCGCUUUGUUCACUCGCGCGACUCGGCGGAUGGAUGA